AUUAAAAACAUGGAAGUUAGUCAGUCAGUCAAAACACUUCCGGUUUCGAUUCUACAAGAACACAAGGACGCAAGCGAAGCAGACAACGCUUGAGACAGGGAACCAUGAAUUAAGUUUCAAGGGCGUCGUUGUUGGAUAUUCAUGUAUUUGAUUCUUUAGUUUUUAAACACUUGACCUACGUUAGCUGUCGUCAUGCCUUUCAUGAAAGGAGCAGCGCCGAUUCGGCGUACGGUGAAGUACCUGGAGCAGGGGGCAUUGGUAUUCAAGGACAGUGUGAGAAUCGUCACGUUCCAUUUCAACAACAACCACUCUUCAAGCAAGGGGGCUGAAGACUUUGUGUUCUGGCACUUUGCCCAGAUGCAGUACAAGAACCCCAACAUCCAGCUGUGUGUGCUGAACAACAUGACCCCAUCACCGUUUGUGCAGUGCUUCUUCGAUUCGGGCUCGAAGCUGGUGCUUGACGUGGAUGACCAGGACAAAGAGACCAUUCUACAGACGGUCAAGAGGAUCUUCUGUAAGACUGAGGAGACUCUUCAAGCAGAGAAGCUGGCCAAGGAGAUGAAGACAAACCCGGCCAACUUUGGGUACCAGUGUACCAGUGAGUGUAUCUGUGAGAUCCCCGGCCAGGUCCCGUGCUCGCGGUGGGUCAGUCCGCCCAAGGAACAGCGGGGAAAGUUCUGGCUUCAGGGGAAGGACGUGGAGGAGGACGACUAGUCUCGUGGCAGUUUACGUGUGUGUCGUUUGUUUUCUGUGUGUUGUGCGGGGUUCGUACGGGUCUUGGAAAACUAGAAAAGUCUUGGAAUUUUGUUUUUAUUUUCCAAGACGUGGAAAAAUCUUAGAAUUUUCGGAAAUUGGCAAAACUAGUGGAAAAGUCUUGGAAAAACAAAUUUUAGACUAGAUCUGUUUUUUUUAAAUUUCUGUAUGAACCCUAGUUAUGGGUGUCUGAUUGAGCUCUUUUGUUGUUUGAAAGUGGUUAAGAUAGUGGGUGUUGUGUUCUGGGUAAGGACAGAAAUUUGCUUUGGUUUUAUUUCAUUUGUACUUUAUUUCCAUUUGAAGUAUGUGAAUGAGCUACUUUUUGUAUGUUUCCCAUUGAUGUGAAUGAGUAUGGAUUUAUUAUAUUGUGUGUUGUUUGAAAAGUAUCUGCUCUUUUAUCAUUGAGUGGUGAAUGAUUGAGGCCACAGCUCAUACAUUUGUAUAUAGAACAGUUAUUGAUAGAAUAAACAUGGAGAGAUUUUAGA
This is a messenger RNA of Aplysia californica (California sea hare), 1238 nucleotides long. RefSeq names its product probable 28S ribosomal protein S25, mitochondrial. The transcript is spliced from 5 exons. NCBI's taxonomy places the organism in Eukaryota, Metazoa, Mollusca, Gastropoda, Aplysiida, Aplysiidae. Gene Ontology annotation, molecular function: structural constituent of ribosome. Gene Ontology annotation, cellular component: mitochondrion. Bases 193 to 714 code for a protein of 173 amino acids. The record is from RefSeq and is a predicted model, not a curated record.